Molecule: messenger RNA, 495 nt
Organism: Plasmodium vivax (malaria parasite P. vivax)
Lineage: Eukaryota; Apicomplexa; Aconoidasida; Haemosporida; Plasmodiidae
Product: RAD protein (Pv-fam-e)
Exons: 2
Coding region: 1-495 (164 amino acids)
Source: RefSeq, a predicted model, not a curated record
AUGGCGAAAUUUUUUAAUUUAAAAAAAUUCGGGUUGUCAAGAUGCAUCACGUCGCUGAUCGUUCUGGUGAACAUCUUCCUUAUGGAAAAUGCUUGCAUGUGGAGCCCCAAUAAGAACGAAAUAUCCAAAUUGCAGGCACGUGGCACGGGCCCAAGGCAGUUAGCAGAAUCGUCGACAGACGUAGAAAAUUCUUUCUCCACUAAAUUGCACCAAAAGGAGAAACACAACGAAAUUGAAGAAGGAGAAGAAGAAGCCAGCAUUUCAAAUACCUCUAAGCUACCAUUCGGAUGUAAAGAGUCAGAAAUUAACAGAAAUCUAACCAUCGAUGAGCUAAACAAACUAAUCACCUCCUGUUUAUUUUUCGUAAGCAAUCAAAAAGCCUUCGUCGUAUUCCACCACUAUACAAAUUAUUUAAGGUCCUGCUUCCACAACAUGAUGGAUGAUUUGCUAUAUCAUUUUUCAAAAUCAGCAAAACAGCAUGGAGUGUCAGAAUAA